Pelobates cultripes (western spadefoot toad) is the source of this 8373-nucleotide messenger RNA. Lineage: Eukaryota; Metazoa; Chordata; Amphibia; Anura; Pelobatidae. The record is from the annotation of a GenBank genome assembly.
UAUUUAUAAAAGGAAAUGCACCAUGAUUCAAUAUGAAGAGGAAAUAAGAAAGUAGACCCAACUGAGAAAAUGGAGAUGUUCUAUGCUAGCAAGAUUCUGUUUUUUAUUCUAGGCAUAUCACCGAUCUUUUUCUCUUCUUCUGUCUGUUUAGAUGAAACGGCAAUGAAUUUAGAAAGUCAAGAGAAAUAUGAGGAUUUUUUUGAGGUAAGAAAUUACAUGCACCUUUUUAUUUUGUCAUUUCGUGUCUUCAUUUUCUGGUUAAUCCUAAUUUCUUGAAAACGCAAACCUCCAGAGCAAUGUGUUAGGUCAGAUUACAGCAGUAAUUCUUGAAGCAGCCCUUAUAGACCACCAAGAGUUCAUGAAUGAGCAUUUCUCCAGUUGGGCUCUCUAGGGAAUAUUGAUACAUUAUAGAAUGUUAUUUAUCUACAGAACCUAGCUUAUUAUGGCUCAGAAAUAGUAUAUUUUAAAACAAAGCAGCAAAAAUUGAGCUUUAGUGGCUGAGGUUCUGUGAAUGUGACUACAUGCUGUAUAUUGUGUUUCAUAGAAUAAACCAUAGUGCUAGCCUACAGCUAGUGAACUUCACAUUACUCCCUAUGCACACCUAUGCACACCUAAUAGUGCAGGAUUUAGCACCCGAUUUUGUUCCAACUGGGUGAUUGAUAAAAUGUAGACAAUUUAUACGACAAAUAAAUUAUCACUAAGUUUAUUAUCAUUUAGUUAAGAAGCUGGUCAAAUUUACAGAAAAUAGAACAUUAACUGUGUUCCGUCAUGCGUAGGGUAUUAUCAGUCAAAUCACAGAGACAAUUUCAAGCAAUAAGAAAUAGACAAAAAAUUAAGAACAAUAAAGAAUGGUUGUUAUGAAGUCAAAACAGGUGAACAUAUUGUUUUAUCCCUUAUUUAACCAGUUGUGGUUUUGAAAAUGACUGGUAAACAGGUUUUCAUCCGGUCUUUAAUUAAAGUGUUCCAUUGUCCAGUGAAUCAAGCAGUUAAAGGGACAUUUCAGUCAUCAAAACAACUUCAUUUAAAUUAAGUUGUUAUGGUUCCAGGAGGCCACAGGAGGCACUCUUACCUCAAUGAGUUAAACCUUUCUCAAACAGUUUAACUAGAAAGGUGCUUCCAGCGGCGAUGUCCACUCUCCAACCCAUCCAGCUUCUGAUUAACUUUCAGGAUGUGAGUGGUGCAACUGGACAGAGGCACUACUGAUUGGCUGAGAAUAGUCAGCAGACGCUCUCACAGCGAAUCAGUGUCUCCCCAUUCACUAAACUGGCAUGGAAAAAGUACAUUUCUUUCCAAGCCAGUUAAGUGAAUGGGGAGUCACUUAUUGGAGAAGUAUAAGUUGCAUUUUAAUUUGAAUUUGGGGAAACCACUUGAAGCAUUUGUUGUGCUGAGCUAUUUCAAUUGCUUUUGUUUGAUUUGCUUAUUGCAAACAGCUGAAAGUCUGUAAAUUUUGACAAUAAACCUGAUUUUCAAUGCAGUUGAAUAAUUUUCAUUACAACUGUAACCACGUAUAAUAAACUAUAGAGUGACGGCAUUGAUUAGAAACCCUCUCCAUUGAUAUAUGCAUCUCAAUACAGAUGUAUGCGUGAUUUCCCGUGUUGCUACAGUUCAAAAAAUUACAACUACCCACCCUAUCUGUUUAGGAUAUAUUGCCCCAAUCAGGUUAAUCCAAAUUUUUUAUAAAAAUUAAAAUAGACUCUAUAAAAUGAUUUUUAAUUACAACCAAUCAACUUGAAUUUACUCAUUAAAAUAAUACUGUAGGCUAGAUGUUGCCGUUUACUAAUAGUGGUGCAUUAAACCAUUUUGCGUUAAAAAAAUAGCCCAAAAAAUAAACAAAAUAGGUUACUCAGGAAAAUCUGCUGUCAGUCCCUAGAGGAGAAGUCUUAUAACCGUGGUGAUUUUGCAAAUUGUCACAGCUAAAGUCACAAAGGACCUCCUUGCAUCAUAACCUCUAUAAUGAGUACAGGUUGGCAUGGAGCCUAGAGUGACCCUUUAAUAUUUGUUUGUAACGGACCUGAAAAGGAGUUUUCUUCUGAUUAGCAACAAAUAUGUUUGCUUUUGCUAAACAGUGAAAUAUGUAAACUGCCAGCUAAGCUAAAAAAAAAAGUCAAAAUAGCAGAGAAUUUUACCUUUGUUUCUCAUUCCAUUUUUGUGGCAUACAUUCUGCAAAGCUGUUUUUUUCCAAUUCUCCACAAAUGUAGUUGUUUGAUGUGACACAGGGAUUAUGUAGUAUGGUCCAGUCAGCGUGAGUUGCUUAUUCCAGCCCAAGUGAAUGUAAAAUAUAAUCAUUUGGAAUGGAAAUAAACUGUACAAAAAAGAUGGUUUGCAUCUUUCUCAAAAGGGAACAAAUGUUCUGUGAGCAGUUCAGAGGUUUUGCUAGAAUGUAGUUCAACUAGGAGGGGGGGCAAAAGGGUGAUAAAACAUCAAUCCAAUUGCUGCCCAAAACAAGGACAGAAGGUGCCUGUAGCAACUGUGUUUAAAAAAUGAUAAGCUUAGAGCCAUGUCUACAAAUGCUCGCAGUUUAGGGAAUAAGAUCCAUGAACUUGUGGCAAUAAUGGCAACUGAUAAUGUAGAUUUACAUUAAUGUUACUGAGACAUGGUAUAAUGAGAACAUGACUGGGACAUAGCAAUACCAGGGUACUCUUUAUAUAGAAAAGACAGGGAAGACAAGAAAGGGGGAGGAGUGGCCCUGUAUGUGAAGGAUAGCAUAAAAUCUAGCCUAAUAAAAGUUAGUGAGGCGAACAUAGAGUCCGUUUAGGUUACCUUAGAAUUUGGUAAUUGCACAGUAACUCGUGCAGGUGUGAUUUAUAGGCCCUUGAGACAAAGAGAAGAGUUGGAUAAUCUACUAGUUGAGGAAAUAGCUAAAAUGACAAUGAAGGGGGAAGUUAUCAUAAUGGGUGACUUUAAUCUUCCUGAUGUGAACUGGAAAACCAAAAUCGCUGCUUGUGCCAGGAGCACACAUAUUCUAAACUCCCUACUGGGAUUGUCUCUAAAAUAAGUAGUUGAGGAGUCAACUCACAAAGAGGCCAUACUAGAUUUAGUGUUAACAAAUGGAGAUUUGGUAUCAGAUAUUACAGUAGGUGAAAGUUUAGGAUUCAAUGAUCAUCAGUCAGUAUGGUUUAAUAUAAGAACAGUGACUGAGUCACACCACACAAAAACAAAAGUUUUAGACUUUAGAAAAACAGACUUUUCUAAAAUUAGAAUAUGUGUAAAGGAGUCAUUAUCAGACUGGAGUCCAAGAGAAAUAGGAUUAUUUAAAAGUUGCACUGCUGAAGGCCACAGAAAAUUGCAUUAGGCUUGUCAGUAAAAGCAAAAAAUUCAAGAAACCACUGUGGUACUCUGCAGAUGUGGCCAGAAUAGUACAAAUAAAAAUGUAUUAUUUAGUAAUUAUAUAAAAAAAAACAGAGUGAGGAAGACAGAAUGAUCUAUAAGAUUAGGGAAAAGAGGCUAAGCAAGUUAUAAGAGCUUCCAAAUCACACACAGAAGAAAAAAUAGCACAGUCAGUAAAAAAAAGGGGACAAAACAUUUUUUAGAUACAUAAAUGAGAAAAGGAUAGUAAAACAAGGAUUAGUUAGAUUAAAAACAAAAUAAGGAAGGUAUGUAGAAGACUAUAAAGUUCUAACUGACUGCCUCAAUUAAUAUUUGUGUUCAGUAUUUAUAGAUGGAAAUGAAUUAAAGAGGCGUCAGUUAGGAGAAAGGACAAAUGAGUCAUUUAUUACAUGUGAGUUUACAGAGGAAGAGGGUCUAUUUCAACUGUCAAAAGUAAAGACAAAUAAGUCAAUGGGACCUGAUGGAAUACACCCAAAGUUAUUAAAAGAGCUUAGUGGUGUGCUAGCAAAACCAUUAACAGAUUUAUUUAACCAAUCAUUGUUAACAGGAGUAGUCCCAGAAGAUUGGAAGUUAGCUAAAGUUGUGCCCAUUCACAAGAAAGGUAGUAGGGAGGAGUCGGGCAACUACAGGCCAGUAAGCCUUACUUCAGUAGUGGGGAAAGUAAUGGAAACCAUGUUAAAGGAUAGGAUUGUUGAACAUCUAAAAUUACAUGGAUUUCAAGAUCAGAGACAACAUGUGUUUACUUCAGGGAGAUCAUGCCAAACUAAUCUUAUUGAUUGUAUUGAUUGGGUAACUAAAAUAAUAGAUCAGGGUGGUGCAGUAGACAUUGCUUUAGUGAUGUCCCGAACGGUUCACCAAACUGUUCGCAAACUGUUCGCCACGAACUCCGGUCAGCAGACACAUUCCAGCCAAUCAGCAGCAGACCCUCCCUCCCAGACCCUCCCAACUCCUGGACAGCAUCCAUUUUGAAGUUGCAUUCUUAGUGAGCUGUCCAGAAGGUGGGAGUGUCUGGGAGGGAGGGUCUGCUGCUGAUUGGCUGCAAUGUGUCUGCUGACUGGAGUCCGUGGCGAACCGUUCGCGGCAAACCGUGGCGAACAGUUCGGCGAACAGUUCGGGACAUCACUACAUUGCUUACAUAGAUUUCAGUAAGGCUUUUGACACUGUUGCACAUAGAAGGCCUAUCAAUAAACUGCAAUCUUUAAGUUUGGAUUCCAAUAUUGUUGAAUGGGUAAGGCAGUGGCUGAGUGACAGGCAACAGAGGGUUGUAGUCAAUGCAGUAUAUUCAAAGCAUGGGCACCUCAGGGAUCUGUACUGGGACCCAUUCUCUUUAAUAUUUUUAUUAGUGAUAUUGCAGAAGGUCUUGAUGGUAAGGUAUGUAUUUUUGCUGAUGAUACUAAGAUAUGUAACAGGGUUGAUGUUCCAGAAGGAAUAAGCCAAAUGGCAAAUGAUUUAGGUAAACUAGAAAAAUGGUCAGAGUUGUGGCAACUGACAUUUAAUGUGGAUAAGUGCAAGAUACUGCAUUUUGGACGUAAAAAUCCAAGGGCAGAGUACAUAAUAUUUGAUAGAGUCCUAACCUCAACAUCUGAGGAAAGGGAUUGAGGGGUGACCAUUUCUGAUGACUUAAAGGUAGGCAGACAAUGUAACAGAGUAUCAGAAAAUGCUAGCAGAAUGCUUGGUUGUAUAGGGAGAGGUAUUAGCAGUAGAAAGAGGGAAGUGCUAAUGCUAUUGUACAGAACACUGGUGAGACCUCACUUGAAGUAUUGUGUGCAGUACUGGAGACCAGAAGGAUAUUGAUACUUUAGAGAGAGUUCAGAGAAGGGCUACUAAACUGGUUCAUGGAUUGCAGGAUAAAACUUACAAGGAAAGGUUAAAGGAACUUAACAUGUAUAGCUUGAAGGAAAGACAAGACAGGGGGGAUAUGAUAGAAACAUUUAAAUACAUAAAGGUAAUCAACACAGUAAAGGAGGAGACUAUAUGUAAAAGAAGAAAAACUUCCACAACAAGAGGACAUAGUCUUAAAUUAGAGGGGCAAAGGUUUAAAAAUAAUAUCAGGAAGUAUUACUUUACUGAGAGGGUAGUGGAUGCAUGGAAUAGCCUUCCAGCUGAAGUGGUAGAGGUUAACACAGUAAAGGAGUUUAAACAUGCGUGGGAUAGGCAUAAGGCUAUGCUAACUAUAAGAUAAAACCAGGGACUAAUGAAAGUAUUUGAACAGUUGGGCAGACUACAUGGGCAUUUGGCAUUUGGGUUCUUAUCUGCCGUCACAUUCUAUGUUUCUAUGUCUAUGUUUCUAUUAUGCUUUAUAUUUAAUUGAGUUUGUUUUUUUUGUGUUUUUUUUUUUUUUUUAAAGUCCAGAGACGAUAUCCAAAACCGGAGAAAUGUUGAUUCUGAAGAACUGAAAUUUUGGUUACCAGAUGGAUUCAAUGAAAUCAGCUCUGCUAUACUGAACAAAUAUAGCCAAUUACCUGUACAUCUUGAAAGGCAGUUUCUAGAGGAAAGAGGAGUCAAGCCAGCUGCUAACCUGCCCCAGAGGUUUGGAAGAGGUUCUGAAGACAAAGUAACAAAAAGUAUCCCUAACCUACCUCAACGAUUUGGACGAUAUCUUCCUAGGAAGGCCAAUAUCCAAUCAGCAACCAACUUGCCCCAGAGGUUUGGAAGAUCGUUAUUUGAUGGCCGUUUCCCACAGUCACCACUACAGUUUGUGAAAGCAACACACCUCCAAAAACAACAAUAUGAAACAAAUCCACAAACUCUAGAAGUGAAAAUGCCCGAGGAAGACACUGAAAGGUAAGCAAUGUUACUAUGAAGUGCUAAAUAUGUAUAACUCCAUAUCUAUAGACAUUCAUAGAAAAAAAAAAUUUUUAUCAAAAAACCACUAGACAAACCAAAAUGUAAUUAUAUGAUGAAUAUAUAGGUUCUUCAUAAAAAAUGUAAUAAAUGUGUAAAAGUACUAAGAACAUUUGCUUGCACUUCACCUAGUGGCUCUAUGAACGAUCACUGUGCAUAUAGACAAUGGCGAAAUAUAUCAAACAAACAAAAUUGUCCAAGGCCCAAUAUUUCCAUGAAAAUAUGAACAAUAACAUUUCAAACCCUAGAAACUUUUGGAAAGUCAUAAAUAAAUUACAAACUCCCCCAAUCCACUUCCAACCCUCCAACAUCAAAGUGGAUAACCAAACCCUGCAACUUCCCUUAGAUGUAGCAAAUGCCUUUAACAAUCAUUUUGUCGGAUGCUCCACCACCCUGCUUGCCAAGCUAAUAAAUGACACUCCUCGUGAAACUACAGAUGUGGAUCAGGCCCUACUAAAUUUUCAAAGACCCAAUAUAAACAAGUUACAUUUUAGACUUGUUCCUAUGAGUGUCAUUAAGAAACACCUCAAUAAUCUAAAAAUGAAAAUACCAGUCUGGACCUGAUCAAAUCCCAGAAAUGCUGUUGAAGCUCAGUGCGCUGGCAAUUGCUAAACCUGUCACAACCCUAAUUAAUGAAUCCUUGGUGUCUGGAUAUACCCAAACCUUGGAAGACUGCGAGAGUAGUGCCUAUCCAUAAAAGUGGUGACACUACUUUGGUUUCUAUCACCCAAUAUCAUCGCUAACAGUGUUGUCAAAAAUCUAAGAAAAAUGCGUCCAUACGCAACUAUGUAUUACCAACAAUCUAUCUGACCCCUGAUCAAUCAGGCUUUCACCAGAAUUACUCCACUACAACUGCCCUCUUAAAAGUUUCCAAUGACAUCGAAACUGGCAUGGAACAAGGAGACCUAACUGGAGAUAUUUUCCUUGAUUUUGCAAAGGCCUUUGACACAGUAGACCACGACAUUCUACUGCACUAACUAAAAAAACUCAGGUAUUGGUGAUUGUUCGCUAACCUGGUUUCGAUCAUAUGUAUCGGAUCGAUCACAAUAUGUGUCCAUUUCUGACAGCAACUCCCUCUCCCAGUCACAUGUGGUGUUCCCCAAGGUUCCAUUCUCGGACCCCUACUGUUCACAUUAUUUAUAAAUGAUCUGCCUAAUGUCUGCAAAUCCUCAAAUGUACACAUAUACACAGACGACAGUAAUCUAUGCAAGCAAAUCUGAUCUACCGCAACUUGAGGCUGUGCUCCAAGACCAGUUCACAGAGGUAGAAAUGUGGACCACAAAAAACAAACUCUUCCUAAACACUGACAAAACUGUCACAAUGAUCUUUGGAACAGUACCUAAAUUACACAAAUUACAAAAUCCCCAUCUAUGCAUCAAAACAAAAUCAAAUAGCACAAUGACCGCAGUCCACUCUUUCAUAUACUUGGGUAUGUUGUUAGACCCCAAUCUAUCUUUUGGCCUCCACAUAGAAAAACUUGCAUCUAAACUUAACCCAGACUAAACCAACAAAUAUCAAGAUAAAAUCUUAACAAUAAAUGAGUGGAGCACUUGAUAAUAUUUACAUGCAAUAAUUGCUUACCCCUUAUUAAAUUAGGUGUAGAGAUUCUGAUGUACUUAAAUACAUAAAUAGGGGAAUAAGAGCACAGAAAAAAAAUACUAGUGCAGAUGGUACUCAAUCAGAUGGUACUCAACCAGAGCCAUUCUGGAGUCAUAGAAUGGCUCGGUUAAACUAUAAUGUCCCCCUAGUGGUAUGAAAAUAAAUUCCUUUAAAAUAUUUUUGGGAGUGGCUGUUCAUUCUGUAUACUAGCUAGCCUGCCUCUGAUACAACAGACUAGAAUAAUACAGUUUGCUUGUAAAUAUAUUGUUAAAAGUUAUUUUCUCAAUUUCUUUUUAUUACAGAAUACAGAGCGUGAACUACAAUUUUGAGAGGAAACUACAAAUGUAACUGGGAACAAUUGAUGACCCAUUGCCUGAACUGAAGUCAGAUGAAAGGAUCACUUACCUUUUGACUUGACAUUAUAUCAGAUAUCAGUUUAUCAUGUUUAAAAUUUACCAUUACCUUAAAAAGAUUGCAGUCUAUAUGCAGACGCUCAUUGUACAGUGUUGUGAAAUGACAGAAUGCUGUCUGAUAUAAGGAUCAUUUUUAAGGAUAAAUGUUUAGCAAUUAAUUAAGAAGCAAAAAUAGCAUAUAUUAAAAGAG